GGAACAAAGUCACAUCCGUUGUGAGUCAGGGUUUUCUUGCCCACACUGAGGAUAGGAAACUCAGGUGUUAGGGCUGUACCGGGGUCACCAGAUUCUGUUACCCAGGUUACCAGGGCUCUCCUACAAUCUUCAUUACCUGCUUGGACAAGGAAUGUCAGUCUUUUGGCUGCCGAUGGUGUUAGCUGUGUCCAUGGCUGUAGAAGUAGCUAUUGGUUAUAGAUCACAACAUAAGCGCUUAGCAUAGAUGGAAACCGAGCCCAUCAAAGGAUCGAACGUAUUCCUGCUGUAAUAAAGUCAGUAUACAGGAUUUUUAUCAUCUUGAAAUUUCAGGAAUCCAUUUCCUGCUCAUGAGCACACAGUCAUACGUGUAAGAAGGCCUAAUUUGGAAAAUAUUUAAACGGAAAAUCAGCAAGAGGCAGCUAUGGCGGAUGGCAGUAACAGUGGUAUUAGUGGCUCAUCAUCCGUGGGAGGAAUUGCUAAUCCAGCCUCUUUACCACCUGGUGAUUCCCAGCUUAUUGCCUUGAUCGUGGAGCAGCUUAAGAGUCGUGGUCUGUUUGACAGGUUUCGGAGAGAUUGUUUAGCUGAUGUGGACACAAAACCAGCUUACCAAAAUCUACGUCAGAAGGUGGAUAACUUUGUAUCAACACACCUUGAUAAACAGGAGUGGAAUGCUGGUAUGCACAAAAACCAUCUUAGAAAUGGACUAAGACAAAGUGUUGUUCAAUCGGGGAUGCUAGAGGCUGGGGUGGAUAGGAUUAUUUCACAGGUGGUAGACCCAAAACUAAAUCAUAUAUUCAGACCCCAAAUUGAAAAGGCAAUCCAUGAGUAUCUAGCAACUCAGACAAAAGAGGAGGUUGGACCAGCUCCUCCCCCACCUCUCCCUUCUCCAGAACCAGAAGAAUGUGACCCACCAGAGCCUUCUCAAGGGGCUUCAUAAGAUGAUCCUUAGAGAGACGUUUGCUUAAAGAAAUACUGCAUCUGUAAUGCUGAAAAGCUAAAAUACAUGUUUAUGAGAACCGUAGCUUAAGUGCAGGUGAAGGGCAGAAAUUAAAACUGGAAAAAGAUGGUCAAAUUAGAGUCCAUCUGUGGGUAGUGUAAUAGAUUAUACACUCAAA
Molecule: messenger RNA, 1115 nt
Organism: Bombina bombina (fire-bellied toad)
Lineage: Eukaryota; Metazoa; Chordata; Amphibia; Anura; Bombinatoridae
Product: biorientation of chromosomes in cell division protein 1-like
Exons: 1
Coding region: 422-937 (171 amino acids)
Source: RefSeq, a predicted model, not a curated record